ACUUGAGCAGGUUCUUAGAUGGAGAUUCUUCAACAAUGUCUCUUGCCAGCGUACAACGUCCAAAACUGGUUGUCAGUUUGAGCACCAGCGCGCUGAAUCUUCUCGACGAGCUGAUCCCUCCAAGGUACUUGGAUCAUAAAGUGGAUCUUGCCCCCUCAGAAGAAAUCCCGAACGAAUUCAAGAGCUGCUUCAGCUGCGGAGUCACGUGGUACGACGACCACGUGUCGCUGGACUGCUCUGAAUGCGGUGGCUAUGCUUUGGAGCGUCCUUGCCCAGAAUGCGAUGGAAAUUGCGGCGCGAUGUGGGAAAGAGAUCUCCACAAGUCUCACGCUUACCAAAGAUCCUACUGGAUAGGAAAAUGCCGAAAUCGCAGUCCCAAGAAGAAUCCAACGGAGGCUGAACAGAAAAACACUGACGCCUCGGAAGGACUGAGUAUGAGUAUGGAUAAGCUCUCUGUGAAGAACUCUUGACGCUUUUUUGCCUUCUAAAUUAUGUCAGAGUUCACCAAUAUGUAUUCGGCCAGACCACAAUUCUUGAGGAUUUUUCACUCUCUUCUACAUCACAGGGUUCGAUUGGAGUUGCAAUAGAUGUUUUAUAUUAAAACCGGCAAACAAUUACGAAAUUAGAUGUUGUUAUAUUUUUUGAACUGUCGUUUGUGAACUGUGGCCAAACCGACAAUAUCUCUUCAGCUAAGGUGUUUUCACUUUUUUAUAGUAAUUUAAGGAAACUUUUUGUAUUUUUCUUGACUGAACCGUAUGUAUACACCUAAUAAAUUUUCAUUACAAUGUA
This is a messenger RNA of Leptinotarsa decemlineata (Colorado potato beetle), 789 nucleotides long. It is a transcript of the gene Pino, whose product is annotated as protein pinocchio. Lineage: Eukaryota; Metazoa; Arthropoda; Insecta; Coleoptera; Chrysomelidae. The record is from RefSeq and is a predicted model, not a curated record.